Messenger RNA from Coregonus clupeaformis (lake whitefish), 1811 nucleotides. Its product is annotated as probable imidazolonepropionase. NCBI's taxonomy places the organism in Eukaryota, Metazoa, Chordata, Actinopteri, Salmoniformes, Salmonidae. The record is from RefSeq and is a predicted model, not a curated record. Gene Ontology annotation, cellular component: cytoplasm. Gene Ontology annotation, molecular function: imidazolonepropionase activity.
UAUUUACGUUUCCCCAAACCACUAGAAAGUGACAGCGAGGCGACGUAGAAAUAGAGGUGACUUACAAAAGUAAUUCACAUUUUUAAGCUUAAUUUCGACGACUAUUUCAAAAUGUCCAACAAACUUUUGGUAAAGAACGCGAAACAGGUGGUUUUAAUUUGCAACAACGGUGAGAAGUUCCUGACGAAGGAUGGGAUGCAAAAGCUGUGUGUGAUUGAGAACAGUAGUUUGAUUAUCGGGAGCGACGGUCUAAUAAAGAAUAUUGGACCAGCGAGCACCAUUGAUUUCCAAUAUGCAGGAGUCUCGUUUGAUAAAGUAAUCGAUGCAACUGGCAUGUGUCAUUCCAGGCAAGUAUCAGUGCAAUACACCACCCUGGACAAUAUGGGGCGCACAGGAGGAUUGGUUGAUGCACACACCCACCCCGUAUGGGCUGGAGACAGGGUGCAUGAAUUUGCCAUGAAGUUGGCCGGUGCCACCUACAUGGAUGUGCACCGUGCCGGAGGAGGGAUCCACUUCACAGUGGAGCACACCCGGGCUGCUCUUGCCUCCACCCUGCUGGCCUCUCUGACAGGCAGGCUGGGUCGGAUGCAGCGGGCAGGCACCACCCUGGUGGAGUGUAAGAGUGGCUACGGCCUGGAGCUGCAGACAGAGCUGAAGAUGCUGGAGGUCAUCGAGACGGCCAGACGUACCCUGCCAAUCAAUAUAUCGUCUACCUACUGUGGAGCACACGCAGUCCCUAAGGGUAAGACUGUUGCCGAGGCGACAACAGACAUCCUUCAGGUCCAGUUGCCACAGCUGCGUGAGCGUAUGUCAGCUGGGGCCCUGAGGGUGGACAACAUAGAUGUGUUCUGUGAGCAGGGUGUGUUUGACCUGGCCUCCACAUGCUCCAUCCUGCAGGCCGGCCUGGACAUGGGCCUCAACAUCAACUUCCACGGAGACGAGCUGCACCCCAUGAACUCUGCACAGCUGGGGGCAGAGCUCGGUGCCUUGGCUAUCAGUCACCUGGAGGAGGUGACAGAUGAGGGCAUCGCUGCCAUGGCGACAGCUAAGACCGCUGCCGUCCUGCUCCCAACCACUGCCUACAUCCUGCGGUUACCCCAGCCGCGGGCCCGAGACAUGCUGGAUGCUGGGGUCAUUGUUGCCCUGGGCAGUGACUUCAACCCUAAUGCCUACUGUUGCUCUAUGCCGGUGGUGAUGCACCUGGCGUGCGUCAACAUGAGGAUGUCCAUGCCCGAGGCUCUGGCCGCCGCCACCAUCAACGCAGCCUACGCCCUGGGACGCUCUCACACGCACGGCUCCCUGGAGGUCAACAAACACGCCGACCUGCUGGUCCUCAACGCACCACGGUGGGAGCAUCUCAUCUACCAGUUAGGAGGACACCAGGAACUGAUUCGCUACGUUGUCAUCAGGGGCAACGUCGUCUAUAACAACGACAAAACCAUGGACUUCUAACUCCAAAAUUGGGUUUGGAUAACUGACGUUCUUCCCCCAGGCAUAGUCACACACGGCCCUGUUGCCUCGUGGACAGGGCUGUGUGUGUCUAUAAAUGGACACAGCUCACAGUCAAGGAUUUGUAAAUGGACAGUUAAUAUUAACCUGAUAUUCUAUGUCUUGGUCAGUGGGGUAUGUGGUAACAUUUGAGUAUGUGCUUUAAACCAUGUGGUAACAUUUGAGUAUGGGCUUUGAACCAUUGUUUCUGCAAUCUCCAAAUGACUGUAGAGUUGGGUAGGGUUAAUAUCCAGGAAGUGUUGGUUAAAAAGAACGUGAUUAAAUGUUGUGCCUUUUUCUUACCAUAAACAAAAGUCUCCAUU